UCCAAAAUUAUAUACAAAAAAAUAUUAGAAUAUCCUCUGGUGUUGAAGGAAUUGGACGGAUAAAGAUUCAAAAAAGAAUCGAUCUGAUUCAAGUCAUAAUCUAUAUGGGAUUUCCAAAGUUAUUAAUAGAGGGUAAGCUGGAAGAAUUACAGACGAAUAUGCAAAAAAAACUGAAUUGUGUGAACCGAAAACUUAACAUUGCUAUUACAAGAAUUGCAAAUGCUUAUAAACAUCCUAAUAUUCUUGCAGAAUUUAUAGCCGGACAAUUAAAAAAUAGAGUUUCGUUUCGUAAAGCAAUGAAAAAAGCUAUUGAAUUAACUGAACAAGCAGGUACAAAAGGAGUGCAAGUACAAAUUGCGGGACGUAUCGAUGGAAAAGAAAUUGCACGUAUCGAAUGGAUCAGAGAAGGUAGGGUUCCUCUACAAACCAUUCGAGCUAAAAUUGAUUAUUGUUCCUAUACAGUUCGAACUAUUUAUGGGGCACUUGAGCCCGCUUGGAUCACGUCUAGACAAAUAGAAGCGGGACGGCGAGCAAUGUCACGAAAUGUCCGACGAGGUGGACAAAUAUGGGUACGCAUAUUUCCAGACAAACCAGUUACAGUAAGACCCACCGAAACGCGUAUGGGUUCGGGAAAAGGAUCUCCCGAAUAUUGGGUAUCUGUCGUUAAACCUGGGAAAAUACUUUAUGAGAUGGCUGAUAACAGCGGAGCCCGCGAAUUGAUGUGUAUUCGAAUCCUAGGAGCUAGUAAUCGACGAUAUGCUUAUAUUGGUGACAUUGUUGUUGCUGUAAUCAAGGAAGCAGUACCAAAUAUGACCUUAGAAAGAUCAGAAGUGAUCAGAGCUGUAAUUGUACGUACUUGUAAAGAACUCAAACGUAGCAACGGUAUACUAAUUCAGUAUGAUGAUAAUGCUGCAGUUGUCAUUGAUCAAGAAGGAAAUCCAAAAGGAACUCGAAUCUUUUGUGCAAUCGCACGGGAAUUGAGACAGUUAAAUUUCACUAAAAUAGUUUCAUUAGCACCCGAGGUAUUAUAAAAUUAUAAGGCAAAACCGUGAUAUGGAUAUAUUUGUUUUGUAAUGAAAAUGGAUUAAUUAAUAUAUUAUAUCUCACACAUAUCCCUUUUGUAGUAAUUAUUCUAAGUAUUAGAAAUAACAAUUAUUAUCUAUUUCAUAUUAAUAUUGGAUGAUCUAAAUGAAAUAUAUUGGAUGAUCUAAAUGAAAUAAUGAAAAAAAAAUAGAAAAACGAGCAUGUUGAUUAUAUUGAAAAUAAGGAGCAACAAUCAUUUUCGUUUAUCAUGAGUAAGGACACCAUCGCUGACAUAAUAACCUAUAUACGAAAUGCUGAUAUGAAUAGAAAAAAAAAUGGUUCAAAUACCAUUUACUAACAUCACCGAAAAACACUGUGAAAAUACUUUUACGAGAGGGUUUUGUUGAAAACGUCAGAAAACAUAGGGAAAGCGACAAAUAUUAUUUAGUUUUAACUCUACGGUAUAGAAUAAAUAAGAAAGGAUCAUAUAAAAGUUUUUUAAAUUUAAAACGGAUCAGUACACCUGGUCUGCGAAUAUAUUCUAAUUAUCAACGAAUCCCUAAAAUUUUAGGAGGCAUGGGGAUUGUAAUUCUUUCAACUUCUAGGGGUAUAAUGACAGAUCGAGAGGCUCGAUUAGAAAAAAUAGGCGGAGAAAUUUUAUGUUAUAUAUGGUAAUCUUUCUGAAAUACGAAUUAGAUGAGAAAUUUCUAUCCAUUUUUGUCAAAAAGAGAGAGAGAAAACACAGAUUUAGAAUAUCACCCACCCCUCAUAUACUAGUGAAUGUGCGAAGGGGGUUUAACUGAAACU
Molecule: messenger RNA, 1830 nt
Organism: Abrus precatorius (Indian licorice)
Lineage: Eukaryota; Viridiplantae; Streptophyta; Magnoliopsida; Fabales; Fabaceae
Product: 30S ribosomal protein S3-like
Exons: 3
Coding region: 105-1031 (308 amino acids)
Biological process (GO): translation
Cellular component (GO): ribosome; cytosolic large ribosomal subunit
Molecular function (GO): large ribosomal subunit rRNA binding; structural constituent of ribosome
Source: RefSeq, a predicted model, not a curated record